GGUGGAAGCGGAAGUAAAUAUUGUUCAUCGCUGUGUAAACAAAAGGAGUGAAUUAUUACAUGAAUUCACCGCAGACAUGAGAAGUUCACGUUGCUUUUGACAACUAUUUAGUUUUUAUGCUUCCGAUGUUCUUAAUGACUGUAGUGAUAUUCCGUCAUUCUGUACAAUAAUCGGAGAAGCCAGUCAUGGACAGUGAAGUGUCAGACUUUGAACAGCCUCCCGGACCAGAGAGGACUCUGAUUCGGGGCAACGCACCUGUGUAUUGUCUUUGUCGCAGACCAGAUAUCAACUGCUUCAUGAUUGGAUGUGACAGCUGCAGCGAAUGGUUUCAUGGGGACUGCAUUAAAAUAUCAGAGAAGACGGCCAAAACCAUCCGCGUGUGGUACUGUGAGAAGUGCAGAAGUAAAGACGAAACCUUAGAAAUCAAAUACCGUCCCAAGAAAAGCCGGGAGAAGGAAGCAGAGACAGACGGGCUCGAUACCCAACCUGACACACCAGAUUUCAAGUCAGACGGACGGCGAGGGUCACGAAUUAAGCGCUCUGCUCGCAUGUGUGGAGAAUGUGAAGCCUGUAUGCGCACAGAGGACUGCGGGCUGUGUGACUUCUGCAAAGACAUGAAGAAGUUUGGAGGCCCGAAUAAGAUUAGACAGAAGUGUCGACUGAGGCAGUGUGAAGUGCGCGCCAGGAAAAUGUUGCGUGUGAAGGACGAGGAGUGCUCCAUGUCUAGGAGCAGAGACUAUCAGGAUGGCCCACUGUCUGAGGAGUACAGUGAGAAUGAGCUGGAGCUGUAUCAGCAGUACUGCGCGGGACAGUAUGGAGAUAACAGCACGGCUUGGAAUAGUGAUGAUGAUGAUGGUUCAUAUGGAGAAUCGUCUCUGAGAAAGAAAGCUGUUAAGGUCAAACACGUGAAAAGAAGAGAAAAGCGAUCUGAAAAAUCUGAAAAAAAGAAAGAGGAGAAUAAAUCUCGGAAGCACAAGCCCAAGCAGAAGCACCGUGACCGGGUGAGACACAGCGAGCGGGCAGAGGUUCGAGACAGCGGAGGAGCCAGACAGUGCCUCGGACCCGGCUGUGUGGAAGCUGCACGCGCAAACUCAAAAUACUGCUCAGAUGACUGCGGGAUGAAGCUCGCUGCAAAUCGAAUCUGUGAGAUUUUGCCCCAGCGGAUCCAGCAGUGGCAGCAGAGCCCGUGCAUCGCAGAAGAGCAGGGCAAGAAGUUUCUGGAGCGAAUCCGCCGUGAGCAGCAGUUGGCUCGCAUGAGGCUCACUGAGAUGGAGAAACGCUUUCAUGAGCUGGAGGGCAUCAUCGCUAAAGCCAAACAGCAGGUCGUGCAGUACGAUGAAGAGGUCAACGAGGGCGAUGAUGACACCGAUUUGCAAAUCUUCUGUGUGUCCUGCAGUCAUUCAGUUAACCCCAAGGUGGCGCUACGUCAUAUGGAAAGGUGCUAUGCAAAGUAUGAGAGUCAGACGUCCUUUGGCUCCAUGUACCCCACACGCAUAGAGGGUGCUACGCGGCUCUUCUGUGAUGUUUACAAUCCACAAAGUAAGACGUACUGUAAAAGACUGCAGGUCCUCUGUCCGGAGCACUCCAGAGACCCCAAGAUUCCUGCGGACGAGGUCUGUGGGUGUCCACUGGUUCGAGAUGUGUUUGAACCCACCGGUGAAUACUGUAGAGUGUCCAAACGCAAGUGUAACAAACACUACUGCUGGGAGAAACUCCGCAGGGCUGAAGUCGACCUGGAACGAGUGCGAGUGUGGUACAAGUUGGAUGAAUUGUUUGAGCAGGAGCGCAAUGUGAAAACAGCCAUGACGAAUCGCGCAGGUCUGAUGGCGCUCAUGCUGCACCAGACAAUUCAACACGACCCAAUUACCACUGACCUGAGAACCAGCAAAGACAGAUAAGAGAAAUGAAGAAGUCCUCCUGAAGUCGCCUCACAUUUGUGAAGAUUUGUUCACAGUUAUUGUCUUAGCGGUUUGUCAAAAAUUGAUUUUAUGUAGUGUUUUUGUUGUUUUUAUGUAGAAAUGUCUUAACAUUCUUAAAGGGAAAGUUCACCUAAAUAUAUAAAUUUUGUCAUCCUUUACUCACGCUUCACUUCUUAAUGUUUAACACCAGUAAACGUUGACCUCCAUAUUUGUUUUUCUGGUAACACUUAAUAUUUACUACACACUA
Danio aesculapii is the source of this 2166-nucleotide messenger RNA. It is a transcript of the gene cxxc1a, whose product is annotated as CXXC finger protein 1a. The record is from RefSeq and is a predicted model, not a curated record. Gene Ontology annotation, cellular component: Set1C/COMPASS complex. Gene Ontology annotation, molecular function: DNA binding; zinc ion binding. The transcript is spliced from 15 exons. The coding region runs from base 186 to 1898 and encodes 570 amino acids. Gene Ontology annotation, biological process: positive regulation of DNA-templated transcription. Lineage: Eukaryota; Metazoa; Chordata; Actinopteri; Cypriniformes; Danionidae.